This is a messenger RNA of Rubroshorea leprosula, 1947 nucleotides long. The record is from the annotation of a GenBank genome assembly. Lineage: Eukaryota; Viridiplantae; Streptophyta; Magnoliopsida; Malvales; Dipterocarpaceae.
AUCUACAAGAUGUUUUCUGUUGUGGAAGCAAAAGUUGUGUUGGAUUUCAUGUGUUCACUUGAAGUUUGAAGAAGGCUGGAUGAUGAAGCUCCAAAACUAAAGUUUUUGUAAGAGUUUAUGGAUGGAUGUUUUGAGUUUGAUGAAAUUUUAUCUAAAUGCAAGACAUUCUGAGUUUUUUCAGAUAUGGAAUUUGACAAUGAUCUACAAACCAAAAUUGAUGCAACAGUGAUGGAAGAAGGAAUUGAUUGGGGCUGCAUGCCUUGGGGCUGCACGCCUUGGAUGCAGAGGUAUGCUUUAAUUAAAAACCUCAAACUUACAAAUUAAUUACUCUUGUCCCUUAAGCUCCAAUUACUGUUGCUGUCUUUAUGUGCUUCUGAAAAUGUACUGUUUUGGCUGUCAUCAUGUCCUUUCCCAGAUUUAAGUUCCAGGACAUUAGACAAAGAAUUCUGGCCUUUGGAUCUCGAUGGUUUUGUUGAUCCACUGCCAGAUGAUUCCUUUGAUGACUUCUUCUGACGGGAGUGUUUUGGAGGCAUGGCAGCAUCAUGCAUGGGUGAUUCAGCACUGUGGUUUGAACUGCCCUUUCUCCUGGGAAGGUUGCUUGUUGGGUGUUCACGACCUGGGGAAUCCAUUGAAAUAUUAGAAGAGCGGCGCCUGUGAUGCUUCUCAGCCUUCGGAGAACCUAAAGGUGAGCCAGCGCCAGUUGAUGAUUUGCGCCUUGACCUGUGCUUUGGUUUCUCACUGGCAUUAUGAUCUUGGGUUCCACCAGCAGCUACAAUUAUGUUCAAGGCGCUGACAAGAACUCUGGGGCAGACUUAAACUCGUUCAUCUAUGUAAGAAAAGCAUUAUUAGUUUUUUCGUUGGUAAGUAACAAAGUUAAAUGCAACAUCAGCUUGAUUUCUUGUGUGAUGCAGGGAAAGGAAGAAACAGCAUACCCAGCUCGGGGUGUUGGCAGAUGGACCAUCAUGUCCAAUAUGUGCAACAUGCCUUACGUCUGUGGGUAACCCUAUUACCAUUUCUGGUUCCUUCUCAUUAUCCUCUGCAGCAUAUCGAGGAAUUUAGGUUCUUUUAUUAGUUUCUAAUGUCUUCCAUCACACCUCCUUACUAGGAAAACUGAGAAUCAUAUCAUACCGAACAUUUGUUGGAAGUAUCUUAAACCUUUCAAAAGACCCUUCAUCUUGUUGUUGAUGUCUUCCUAAUUCAAAGAGUGGCUGGUGCUUGUUGCUGCUACAGUGACAAGCUAGUACAAUAGUAAAAGCAAGCUUAUUGUUGCAUCCAUUUUGAGCAUUUAUCAUAAAAAUUUCUUCCUGAAGAAGAAAUUAUGAUCCACAUAUACAUACCCGUUUAGAAAGUAAAACGAAAGAACUCGACUUUUCUUGUCUACUAGCUUGCAAUAGUGUCAUUUCCAACAAACACCACCCAAGAAAACGCUUUUCCCAGUAAGAAACAUAUUCUGGAAAUUCAGAAGCAUGUGGGGCAAAGGUUUUUGCACUCUCGAUUCUUGAUUCAUGUGUUGGUCUCAAUCAAGAAAGGAAGAGGGAGAUGGGAAAUGGAAAAUCUCAAAUUUGGAAAUUUCAGGGAAGCAGCAUUUUUGUUUGAAGAGUUGUUGGUUUGGAUUUGUGGGGAAAUGGAAGCCAGUGGCUGACCGAAUUUUCAGGUUGUUGCUUUUAAUCAUCUUUUAGUGAAAGAGCGGGGAAAGCGGUUAGAGAAGUGGUGGGCUACAUUUUUUUUUUUUUUUGGGUCUUCUAUUUCUUGAUAAUAUUCACUAGAGUUCUUCCAUAGUUGAUUGGAUUAAAUUGAUUUGAGUAUGGAUGCCCAAUUUUAGGUUUUUUUUUUAACAAAAUAGGAUUUUAGUUGAUGGAUGGUUUAAAGCCAUUAGCUUCAAACAAAUGUACUCAAGUUUUUGUAAUGCUUUCUAGACUAAUUUCAUAACAAAAAAGUGAAAAUUAA